GCGUCGUGAAUAUAACCUGUCCGCAUGACCCGUACCCGUUUCGCGGGCCCAAAUGUGUUUAGCCAUGGACGAAGGCGGCCACCUGCUCCUGGGCUACCGUGAUCUGCAGAGCGCAUCGACAAUGAUCCUGGACACGGUGACAUCCCCAACCGCCCCGACAACUCCGGGUGCCCUGUCUCUUCCCAUGAUAGGGGCCACCGCUACUCUGCACUCUUCACCAGUGGACUCACCACUCGAUUUGCGGGGAGGACAGUCCGCAUCGGCACCAAUCAGUCCCGGCGUCAUCUGCAGGCUGUCCGCCAGCGGCGAGUCAGAUGACUCGGAUCCCGAUAUCAACGUCGAUUCGGAUGAUCCCGAUGACUCGUCGCCGCCACUGCUGCGUGCCAGAAGCAGCAGCAUUGCCGAGUUCCACCGGCACUUCAUCAGCAACAGUGGCGGUCUUCAACGGGCGGAACCGUCGCAAGCCGCUGGUAACCCUAGCAGCCUACAUGAGGAGGAAUCAGCCCCAUCGUCGCCGGCAGAACAGAACAAGAAGUCGUCACCGUCCUCCGCACAGGUGAAGCCACCAUACUCAUACAUUGCCCUCAUCACGAUGGCCAUCCUGCAGUCACCUCACAAGAAACUGACGCUAAGCGGCAUCUGCGAGUUCAUCAUGACGCGGUUCCCGUACUACCGCGAGAAGUUUCCCGCCUGGCAGAACUCAAUCAGGCACAACCUGUCACUCAACGAUUGCUUCAUCAAAAUCCCUCGCGAACCAGGGAACCCCGGUAAAGGCAACUACUGGACCCUAGAUCCCAUGGCGGAGGACAUGUUCGAUAAUGGCAGCUUCUUGCGACGCCGGAAGCGAUACAAACGCCAACCGCCAGACUUCCUGCUCCGAGACCAUCAUGCUGCAGCCAUGGCAGCCUCCUUUCUGGGCCCUGACCCGUACCAUCACCAUCACGCGCUCCUGGGGUCACAUCACGCGUCACUCCACCACGGUCCUUACCCCUAUCUGUCACCCCUGCCUCCCGCAGUACCACUGCUACCGCCCGCAGACCUGGCUCGUCUCUCGCUAGGGCCUCUGGGCCUCAACCUCCUGACCUCCCAUCAACAGCCGCCCCCGUUUCCGUGUAAACCAGUCCCCGUCAGUGUGGCGGCAAGUCCCACCGACACUGCCAAGGUGACGGCUUCAGGAGGAAACAAGAACGGGUUCAGCAUCGACUCUCUGAUCGGCAAAGUGCAAGGAAAUGUGCCGCCCAGCAAGCCCACGCCUCUUCCUCUGCCGGCCCGUCUUGGUCCUCUCGCGCUAGCCCAGUUAAAGGCACGACCCGGCCUCCAGGUGCUGGAGCAAGCGAGCCCGCAACCGCCGGGCCCACCCGUCACCCGCAGCCUCGACUCUGCCUUCUCACCGCUGAGCUCAGCGGCCUGGGCGCGGUAACUGGUUGCCGUACGCGUACAGUUCCCAGACACUUGACUACUCCGUCUGUAUAAAUGUGUAUAUUUUAGAGGCUUAGAGUAAUUAAUGGCUAAUUGCGAUCGAUGUACAUGUGUAUAUGUAAAGAGUAGGGCCAGAACACGACAUAACUUUUUCAACUGAAGGACCUAAUCUCGUUCGAUGAAUUGAAACAGGUGGCUGACUUGAAAUGCUGUUGUGUUGACAGCUGGUAAUUUUGUAUGUGUUGUGUUGUACUCUUUUUGUUGCACACCAAGUCAUAAUGUGUAUGUACAGUACCGUGUAACAUGUCAGUAUUAUUGAUGUAAUUAUCGAAACCUUUGCGUCGUCAGACAAUAGAACAGGCUACACCGAAUAUGCUA
Molecule: messenger RNA, 1797 nt
Organism: Cryptotermes secundus
Lineage: Eukaryota; Metazoa; Arthropoda; Insecta; Blattodea; Kalotermitidae
Product: forkhead box protein D3
Exons: 1
Coding region: 53-1420 (455 amino acids)
Biological process (GO): regulation of transcription by RNA polymerase II; anatomical structure morphogenesis; cell differentiation
Molecular function (GO): RNA polymerase II cis-regulatory region sequence-specific DNA binding; DNA-binding transcription factor activity, RNA polymerase II-specific
Source: RefSeq, a predicted model, not a curated record